Molecule: messenger RNA, 1416 nt
Organism: Bipolaris oryzae ATCC 44560
Lineage: Eukaryota; Fungi; Ascomycota; Dothideomycetes; Pleosporales; Pleosporaceae
Exons: 4
Coding region: 1-1416 (471 amino acids)
Cellular component (GO): cytoplasm
Molecular function (GO): oxidoreductase activity
Source: RefSeq, a predicted model, not a curated record
AUGCCAAUUCCUUCUCAACGGAGUGAUGGUCAAUUUCCCGUAUCGAAUUCGCUGCCAUCUUAUUGGCGGAAACAGCCUGCUGCAAUCGAUAGUCAUCGCAGUACCACUGACCUGGUCCCUACGGCAGACAUUGUAGUCAUUGGCGCUGGAUAUUCCGGCGCAUCGAUUGUACAUCAUUUGUUGGAAGAAAGCGUGCGCAUCAGUAAAGCGACUCCCUCGAUAGUAAUUCUCGAGGCGCGCGAGACUUGUUCAGGGGCUACGGGGCGAAAUGGUGGACAUUUGAAACCAGACCCGCUAUUGCGGCCAGCCGGUCUGCUAGACGGUUAUGGCGCAGCAGUCGCAGAGCAUGUGGCGUCGUUUGAGCAACGUCAGGUCGCCGCUAUCAAGGAGCUCGUCGAGCGCGAGCAGAUUGGCUGCGACUUUGAAGUGACGACUGUGAUGGAUAUCUGCAAGUACGCCCAAGGACGGGAUAAGAUGAAGGCCAGUAUCGACAAGAUUAGCAAAGCGGGUAUUUCCACUGCGAAGAUGAUAAGGUUUUAUACAGGCAGUGAAGCCGAAGAGGUGUCUGGUGUCAAAGGAGCAUUGUCAUGUCACACAUAUAGCGGCGCACGUCUAGCACCCUACCGUCUGGUGACACAUCUCUUGCAAAGAGCGGUGUCUCAAGGAGUUAACUUGCAAACGUUUACGCCUGUCGAGAGCGUCCAGGCUAUCGAAAAUGAUGCGCAAGGCCUCAAAUGGGCAGUAGACACUCCUCGCGGAACGGUCAAGACGAAGACGGUGAUCUUUGCUACAAAUGGGUAUACAUCUGCCCUGGUUCCUGAGAUGAAAGGCAAGAUUGUGCCGGUUAGAGGCAUGGUCGCACAUAUUGCAGCGCCAAAUGCACCGCAGCUCAGGCACAGCUACAUGAUGCGGUUAUCGGAUUACGAGUAUGAUUACAUGAUUCCGCGGCCAGAUGGCAGUGUCGUAGUGGGAGGCGGAAAGCGUGACUUCUAUAAGAAUCUAGAUGAUUGGUUUGACGUGGUUGAUGAUAGCAAGUUGAUUGAUGCUGGAAAAGAGUACUACGAUGGGUACAUGCAGCGCCAUUUUUUUGCUUGGGAGAAAAGCUCUGCUCGCACGGAAGAUUUGUGGACAGGAAUCAUGGGGUAUUCUAAUGACGAAUUUCCUUAUGUCGGACCUGCUUGCGGACGACCUGGACAAUACGUUUGCGCUGGUUUCACAGGACAUGGUAUGCCGCAGAUCUUCCUGUCGGCGAAAGCAGUAGCAGUGAUGGCUCUCACUGGAGAUGCGGAGAAUGUCGAUUUACCUUUGCCGUAUCGCAUUACUCCGGAAAGAUGGUCUGAGCGGAAAGAGCACACGGCGCGUGAGACGUGGGAACGAGUUCAAAAAGGUCAAUCUGCCCUAGCAGCAAGACUAUAG